UGUCUGUGUCUGCGCCAGCCGCUACCGAUAAAGUUGUUGUUCUGCCAACAUGGCGGCGCCCAUAGUGACGGUCCAGGCCGUGUUCGCCUAAAAGUGGAAACAGAGGCGUGAGGAGCCGCAGGCCGGAGCCUGUGAGCAGGUAAACGCCAGCCCGGGGCUCAACGGGACGAGAGGCUUCUGGAGUGGAGACCUCUGUCCCCGGAUCGGGAGGUUCCGACUUGCUGGAGGCAGGAGGGGAAGGAUCUCCCACCUUCUGCAGAAUGGCUUCUGCUUGGCAGAGACUGGGCUUUUACGUCUCUUUUCUGAAAAGCCAGCUAGAAGGUCAGCCAGGAAUCGUCAGCAAGGGAAGGAGCGUGAUUCUGGGAUGCACCAGAGAUAUAUACAGUGCCACUGGAGAGUGGACGAAAGAGUAUACACUGCAGACAAGAAAGGAAGUCGAGAAAUGGUGGCAUCACCGAAUAAAAGAACAGGCCUCCAAAAUUUCAGAAGCCGAUAAAUCAAAACCCAAGUUCUACGUACUGUCCAUGUUCCCUUAUCCUUCCGGCAAGUUGCACAUGGGCCACGUGCGUGUGUACACCAUCAGCGACACCAUCGCACGGUUCCAGAAAAUGAGAGGGAUGCAGGUGAUCAACCCCAUGGGAUGGGAUGCCUUUGGACUGCCGGCCGAAAAUGCAGCCAUCGAGAGGAAUCUACAUCCAGAAAGUUGGACGCAGAGUAAUAUUGAACACAUGAGGAAGCAGCUUGAUCGACUGGGCCUGUGUUUCAGCUGGGACAGGGAAAUAACUACAUGUUUACCAGAUUACUACAAAUGGACUCAGUACCUCUUUAUUAAACUCUAUGAAGCUGGGCUGGCCUAUCAGAAGGAGGCCUUGGUUAACUGGGACCCGGUGGACCAAACGGUGCUUGCGAACGAGCAGGUGGAUGAACACGGCUGUUCAUGGCGUUCUGGAGCAAAGGUGGAGCAGAAGUACCUCCGACAGUGGUUUAUUAAGACAACUGCUUAUGCAAAGGCCAUGCAGGACGCGCUGGCGGACCUUCCAGAGUGGUAUGGAAUAAAAGGCAUGCAGGCCCACUGGAUCGGGGACUGUGUGGGCUGCCAUCUGGACUUCGCAUUGAAGGUGGAUGGUCAAGUCACCGGAGAAAAGCUGACCGCCUACACGGCCACACCCGAGGCCAUCUACGGCACCUCCCACGUGGCCAUCUCUCCCAGCCACAGACUCUUACACGGGCACAGCUCGCUGAAGGAAACCUUCCGGAAGGCACUCGUCCCUGGCAAAGAUUGCCUCACGCCUGUGAAGGCUGUGAACACGCUCACCCAGCAGGAGGUCCCUGUCGUUAUCUUGGCCAAAGCUGACUUGGGGGGCUCUCUGGAUUCCAAAAUAGGAAUUCCAAGCACCAGCCCGGAGGACGCCACCUUGGCCCAGACCCUGGGUCUCGCCUACACCGAAGUCAUUGAAACUUUGCCGGAUGGCACAGAGAGGUUGAGCAGCUCUGCUGAGUUCACAGGCAUGAGCCGGCAGGAUGCGUUUCUAGCCUUGACUCAGCAAGCCCGGAUGAAGAAGGUAGGUGGCGACGUGACAAGCGACAAGCUGAAGGACUGGCUUAUCUCGAGACAGCGGUACUGGGGCACACCCAUCCCCAUGGUCCACUGCCCGGCCUGCGGCCCCGUGCCCGUGCCUCUGCAGGAUUUGCCCGUGACCUUGCCCCACGUUACGUCUUUCACCGGCAAGGGAGGCUCCCCACUGGCCACGGCUUCAGACUGGGUUAACUGCGCCUGCCCUAGGUGCAAGGGUGCCGCCAAGAGAGAGACGGACACCAUGGACACGUUUGUCGAUUCUGCCUGGUACUACUUCAGAUACACCGACCCGCAGAAUACUCAGAGCCCUUUUAACGCAGCGCUGGCGGAUUACUGGCUGCCUGUGGAUUUGUACAUCGGAGGGAAGGAACACGCCGUCAUGCAUUUGUUCUACGCGAGGUUCUUUAGCCAUUUCUGCCACGAUCAAAAAAUGGUCAAACACAGAGAGCCUUUCCAUAAGCUGCUAGCCCAAGGCCUUAUCAAGGGGCAGACAUUCCGCCUGCCAUCGGGACAGUAUCUACAGAGAGAAGAAGUAGAUCUCACAGGUGCGGUUCCCGUUCACGCAGAAACGAGGGAGAUGCUGGAGGUGACGUGGGAGAAAAUGAGCAAGUCCAGACACAACGGGGUGGACCCCGAGGAGGUCGUCGAGCAGUACGGCCUCGACACCAUCCGGCUCUACAUCCUCUUCGCCGCCCCUCCUGAGAAGGACAUCCUGUGGGACGUGAAGACCGAUGCCCUUCCCGGGGUGCUGAGGUGGCAACAGCGUCUGUGGGCCUUGGUGACCCGCUUCAUCGAGGCCAGGGCUCCUGGGACAGCUCCCCGGCCCCAGCUGCUGAGUGACAAGGAGAGAGCCGAGAGCAGGAGGCUCUGGGAAUACAAGAACUCGGUCAUCUCUGAGGUGACUGCCCAUUUCACAGAGGACUUCUCACUGAAUUCUGUAAUUUCUCAGCUGAUGGGACUCACCAGUGCCCUUCUGCAAACUUCUCCGAGAGUGGUUCUCCACAGCCGCGAGUUUGAGGACGCGCUCUGUGCCCUGGUGGUGAUGGCUGCCCCGAUGGCCCCCCACAUCGCCUCGGAGCUCUGGGCUGGCCUGGCGCAGGUUCCUGGGAAGCUGUGUGCCCACUACGCCUGGGAUGCCGGUGUGCUGCUGCAGGCCUGGCCGGCUGUGGACCCGCAGUUCCUUCAGCAGCCGGAUGUGGUGGAGAUGGCCGUCCUGAUCAACAACAAACACCACGGCAAGAUCCCGGUGCCCCAGGGUGUUGCGCAGGACCAGGACAAAGUCCGUGAGCUCGUCCUCCAAAGCGAGCUGGGUGCCAGGCUCUUGCAGGGGCGAAGCAUUAAGAAGGCUUUCCUGUCCCCCAGAACAGCCCUCAUCAACUUCCUGGUGCAGGACUGACUGCAGGGGGCGCCCCUGAGGAAGGAGGAAGGCGAGAAGAGAAGCAAGUGAGAAUGCACGUGGCAAGCAGCCUGGGAGCUCUGACUCCUAGAAAUUGCACACUCCAGGGACAUGACGGUAAACUGAGGACCCACAGGCACGGGAGCAGCGAGGACAGCCAGUGUUGGACAGGUGAAGGCCUGGGCAUCGUAUCAGAUGGUCCCCUCGCUUUCCGGCUAGACGGAGGAGCCAUGGGGGUCAUGUCCAAAUAUUCAAGAUGGUCUGCAGAAGCUGCUUUGCACCCGAAGGCAGGCGGGGCGGGUCCCUCCGCAGUUGUCCCCACUGCCGGGCCAGCUCUGUUGCCAGCUCCCGGUGAAGCACCACCUCCACCCUCCGCCAGGGUGUUAGAUGUGCUGCGUGGUGUAGCAGAAGCACGUCGGUUCUGAGCUCAGCUGGAACCCGGCCCAGGGCGCACCGCAGCCCCACGGGGAGUCUGCUCAUAUGUGCCCCAGAUGGCCGCGCCGUUGACGUAGGCCCCCAUGCCGGGUAUUAGCAUGAGCUCGCUCGCCAUGGGCCAGUG
Molecule: messenger RNA, 3531 nt
Organism: Lontra canadensis (Northern American river otter)
Lineage: Eukaryota; Metazoa; Chordata; Mammalia; Carnivora; Mustelidae
Gene: LARS2
Product: leucyl-tRNA synthetase 2, mitochondrial
Exons: 22
Coding region: 261-2972 (903 amino acids)
Biological process (GO): mitochondrial translation; leucyl-tRNA aminoacylation
Cellular component (GO): mitochondrion
Molecular function (GO): aminoacyl-tRNA deacylase activity; leucine-tRNA ligase activity; ATP binding
Source: RefSeq, a predicted model, not a curated record